Messenger RNA from Funneliformis caledonium, 1353 nucleotides. Lineage: Eukaryota; Fungi; Glomeromycota; Glomeromycetes; Glomerales; Glomeraceae. The record is from the annotation of a GenBank genome assembly.
AUGCGUGAGUGUAUUUCUAUCCACGUUGGACAGGCUGGUGUUCAAAUUGGUAACGCCUGCUGGGAACUUUAUUGCCUUGAGCACGGGAUUCAGCCCGAUGGUCAAAUGCCAUCAGACAAAUCCGUUGGGGUUUGCGAUGACUCCUUUAAUACUUUUUUCUCUGAAACCGGAGCUGGCAAACAUGUUCCCCGUACAGUGUUCGUUGAUUUAGAACCCACCGUCGUUGAUGAAGUUCGUACUGGUACUUACCGUCAAUUGUUUCACCCCGAGCAAUUAAUCACUGGAAAGGAAGACGCAGCAAAUAAUUACGCCCGUGGUCAUUAUACUAUUGGUAAAGAAAUCGUCGAUCUCGUUCUUGACCGUAUUCGUAAGCUCGCUGAUAACUGCACUGGACUUCAAGGAUUCUUGGUUUUCCAUUCAUUUGGUGGAGGUACUGGAUCCGGUUUUGGAGCUUUACUUUUGGAACGUCUCUCGGUCGAUUACGGAAAGAAAUCAAAAUUGGAAUUUUCCGUAUAUCCAGCACCACAAGUUUCCACUGCUGUUGUUGAACCUUAUAAUUCUAUUUUGACAACCCACACUACUUUGGAACAUUCAGACUGUGCUUUUAUGGUUGACAAUGAAGCAAUUUAUGAUAUCUGCAGGAGAAAUCUUGACAUCGAACGUCCAACUUACACCAAUUUAAACAGAUUGAUUGCUCAAGUGGUUUCUUCCAUUACGGCAUCACUUCGUUUUGACGGGUCUCUCAACGUGGAUUUAACAGAAUUCCAAACCAAUUUGGUUCCCUAUCCUCGCAUUCACUUCCCCCUUGUAACAUACGCUCCAGUCAUUUCUGCUGAAAAGGCUUAUCAUGAGCAACUUACCGUGGCUGAAAUCACUUAUUCCUGCUUCGAACCAAACAAUCAAAUGGUCAAAUGUGACCCACGUCAUGGCAAAUAUAUGGCUUGUUGUUUAUUAUACCGUGGUGAUGUCGUUCCAAAGGACGUCAACGCCGCUAUUGCCACAAUCAAGACCAAGAGAACCAUCCAAUUUGUAGACUGGUGUCCAACUGGUUUCAAAGUCGGUAUUAAUUACCAACCCCCAACUGUUGUUCCUGGUGGUGAUCUUGCCAAAGUUCAACGUGCUGUUUGCAUGUUGUCAAAUACAACCGCCAUUGCCGAAGCAUGGGCACGCCUUGAUCACAAAUUUGACUUGAUGUAUGCUAAACGAGCUUUUGUUCACUGGUAUGUCGGUGAAGGUAUGGAGGAAGGUGAAUUUUCUGAAGCACGUGAAGAUUUAGCCGCGUUGGAGAAGGAUUACGAGGAAGUGGGAACUGAUUCACUUGAGGGUGAAGAAGAGGAAGCUGAAGAAUAUUAA